This is a messenger RNA of Balaenoptera ricei (Rice's whale), 402 nucleotides long. RefSeq names its product insulin like 3 (gene INSL3). The record is from RefSeq and is a predicted model, not a curated record. NCBI's taxonomy places the organism in Eukaryota, Metazoa, Chordata, Mammalia, Artiodactyla, Balaenopteridae. Gene Ontology annotation, cellular component: extracellular region. Gene Ontology annotation, biological process: adenylate cyclase-inhibiting G protein-coupled receptor signaling pathway. Bases 1 to 402 code for a protein of 133 amino acids. Gene Ontology annotation, molecular function: G protein-coupled receptor binding; hormone activity. The transcript has 2 exons.
AUGGACCCCUGUCGGCUCACCUGGGCGCUGGUGCUGCUGGGCCCGGCCUUGGCGCUCGCCCUAGGCCCUGCCCCCGCCCAGGAAGCGCCAGAGAAGCUGUGCGGCCACCACUUCGUGCGCGCGCUGGUGCGGCUGUGCGGGGGCCCGCGCUGGUCCCCCGAGGAUGGGCGACCUGUGGCUGGCGGCGACCGUGAGCUGCUACAGUGGCUGGAAGGACGACAUCUCCUCCAUGGGCUGAUGGCCAGUGGGGACCCCAUGCUGGUACUCGCCCCACAGCCCCUGCCCCAGGCCUCUCGCCAUCACCACCACCGCCACCGCCGGGCAGCUGCCACCAACCCUGUCCGUCACUGCUGCCUCAGUGGCUGCACCCGGCAAGACCUGCUGACCCUCUGUCCCCACUGA